This is a messenger RNA of Salvia hispanica, 1170 nucleotides long. RefSeq names its product putative F-box protein At2g02030. The record is from RefSeq and is a predicted model, not a curated record. Lineage: Eukaryota; Viridiplantae; Streptophyta; Magnoliopsida; Lamiales; Lamiaceae. Gene Ontology annotation, molecular function: protein binding.
AUGAAUCACAAUAAUGGUUUUGAUUUGUUUAGAGAGCUUCCACUAGAAAUCACUAUCGAUAUACUCUCCAGACUUCCGAUCGGAACCGUUAUCCGGUCCAAGCUCGUCUCCAAGGCAUGGCGUGACGUAAUCAAGUCUCACGAGUUUGUCGAGGCACAUCAUUCUAAACGCGAACACAGACACGAACACGACACUUUCUUUGUAAAGACUAGCUCUGGAGGUUCGGAAGCAUACAAAUUGUUAGAAGGAUACGGAAGCAGCACCCCCACCACCACCACCACUAUAUGCCGCACGGGCACGUUGGCAAAGUAUAAGCCCCUCCUCCCGUAUAGCUCGUCGGUCAUGGGCUUGAUGUUGCUUUUAGGCCCUCGUUCCGAUGUCUUUUCCAUAUGCAACCCGGUUACUCGUGAGUAUGUCAGAGUUCCCGUCCCUCCGCCUCCUAAGAGUCUCGAUCAUCUUUACGAUAUGCGCCUCCCUAAACUUUAUAGAUGUUUUAGUUACGGAAUCGGGGUGAGCAAAAAAAGCAAACAAUAUAAACUAGUGUUUAUAUUUGGGUGUCACGGAUGCCAAGUAUACACUCUAGGAACAGGACAGUGGAGGGUGGGCCCGAGCCCACCCAUAACCGAAGAUUAUUUCUCUGGUGGGGGAAAUUGGGCAUCCCUGGACGGGAAGCUUUACUGGGUAAAAGAUAUGGAGAAUAUUUGCUCAUUCGAUCUUGAAAGCGAGGUUUUUACCAGUUUCUCGGCCCCGCCUUGUCCCAACCAAGUUGUAGGUGAAUCUGUUCAUAAAGGUUCUUUCUUGAGGAGAGUGUGUGUUUUGGAAGAGGGCCUGUGUGUAUGUGAUGCUGCACAAUCCUCAACACAUGAUCUGGAUAUGCUAAUAUGGAUAAUGAGGAGAGAAGGAGUUUGGAGAUUGCAAUGUAGGAUAGUUAAGGCUAACAUUAGGGGAGAUAUGCAUAUGUCUCUCCCAAUUAAAGUGUUGGGUAAGGGAAAAACAAUCUUGUUGGCAUCCGAAGAAGGCUGUGGAGAACGAUAUUGGUACGGCACUAACAACGCUUCAAUCACUCAAAACCAACAAUAUACCUAUGCAUGCCCUUUCACUCAAAACCUUGUUCCAACACCAAGACAAAGAUAUCAUUCACUCCUUUUGAUUUUAAUUUCUAGGUGUUAG